This is a messenger RNA of Onthophagus taurus, 515 nucleotides long. RefSeq lists its product as uncharacterized. NCBI's taxonomy places the organism in Eukaryota, Metazoa, Arthropoda, Insecta, Coleoptera, Scarabaeidae. The record is from RefSeq and is a predicted model, not a curated record.
AAUGCACAAAAAUGUUGCCCUAUUUUUUUUAUAGACCAUUUAAAAAACGAACGGUGGUUGGAAAAAUAUGUGCUUUACCUUGGUUUCAAAGCACGGAAAGCUACGUUGUAGCCUUGGGCUUAUUGGGAGUUAUUCUUAGUGCUAUCGAUCUUUUACGCGUUUUAAAAGCUGGAAGAACUUUACCGUGCGUUUUAUGGAGGGCGCGUUUAAGAACCGGAAGUGUGGUCACCCCGGAAAUGGAAAGAGACUUAAAAUUAUUAACACUAAUUCUAUCAUUAGAAUUUUAUGGACUUUUAAUCAUUGGAAUGACAUGGAAAAAUUACGAGUAUUUUUUACCAUUACUUUAUUAUUAUGGAAUCGUAAUUGUCUCGGAAUUUGCCGUACUUUUUUUAAAAAUGUACUCUGUAGGUUUCGAACUGCGAAAACAUCAAUUAUUGAACUCGAUGUUUGUCGUUUACAAUUGGAUCGUGGUUUAUUGCGUUUAUCAACACGAUUUUGAUUGCGCAAAUUGUUAA